Molecule: messenger RNA, 1675 nt
Organism: Megalops cyprinoides (Indo-Pacific tarpon)
Lineage: Eukaryota; Metazoa; Chordata; Actinopteri; Elopiformes; Megalopidae
Gene: znf16l
Product: zinc finger protein 16 like
Exons: 3
Coding region: 27-1631 (534 amino acids)
Biological process (GO): regulation of transcription by RNA polymerase II
Molecular function (GO): RNA polymerase II cis-regulatory region sequence-specific DNA binding; DNA-binding transcription factor activity
Source: RefSeq, a predicted model, not a curated record
UCCAAAACAAGUACGCGCCCACAACCAUGAGCCGAAAGAGACUGCACUGUUUCACAGAAGUUAGCCUCUCCCCUGACCCUCAAAACGCUUUCAUGGACACUACGGGUCCCCCUUCCCGGAUCGACGAGGAUUUCUCCGAAUUUGAGCCGGACGAGGAGUUGCUGAGCUCGAUGAGCGACAUCACGGAGCACCUCGGGAGGAACAUCUCUGUGGUACUGGAGGCAGCGCUGUCCGAAAUCAGGAAGAUGGUCAGCGUCAGGAUUCGGGUGCUUAAAAUGGAGCUUCGGGAGAAAACAGACGAAAUCGAGGUUUUAAAGGCACGGCUGGAGACGGUGGAGAGAGAAGGGAGAGACCAGUUACCUGGAUCGGCGGCCGCGGAGGCGGCGGCUGCGUUUAGGAAAUCCGAUUUUCAUCCGGGUAAUAAAUACAACAGUGACCCCAAGAAAGCAAAACCAGGCGCCCCCGGGAUCAAAAAGGAGAAUAUCGAUGCGAUCUGUGACUAUCUGAUGAAAGAUAAGAACUCGAGGAGUGGUGCUGAACUGGAUAGCGACCAGAGCAUCCCGCCGUCAGACAGAGACAGUCGCCUCGAUCCGCAGUCGCACAGCUCGGUCAACCUGUGGACGGACAGUGGGAUCAAUAGCGGAGGCCCAGGGGAUGGGGAGACAGACACCACUCCCGAGGACAUAUUUAGCAUGCUACCGUCGGGUAGCAAACGAAUAUAUGACUACGAAUGGAUAACGGGAGUGGAGUAUCCGCCAGAUCUGAAAGGUGGGAGGGAGCCAAAAUGUGAGGGUAGCGCGCCAACAGAUGGAGAUGAGGUAGCGGAGGAUGAAUCAGAGGGAAGGAGGGGCGUGCUAGGCCACUCCCCAGCCCCUGCAGACCACACCCACACCCCGGAGUUUGCCACAGAGCAGCACGGUUCACCUGGAGGGGAGGGUGCUUCUAUAAUGGAAGAGCACACAGAGAGGGUGGACACAGGUCAGCAGUUUUCUGCCCACACGUACCUCUGCCCUCUCUGCGGAACCUUCUGUCCCGAUGCCUUGUUUCUGGAGGAGCACUUGAAAAUGAUGCACAGAGACAGCGCUGCGCACUCGCUGCAGUCCACUUCCAGCCCAGCUGCUCCUCUGGGUGAGGGGAGCGGGGCCCCCAGGAGGUGCGGGGGCGAGGAGCGGGGAGCAGGACGGGGGGUACGGGAGAAGAAGGUGGAGGGCGGCUACGAGUGCGGCGACUGCGGCCGGCACUUCAACUACCUGGGCAACCUGCGGCAGCACCAGCGCAUCCACACGGGGGAGAAGCCCUUCGUGUGCCCGGAGUGCGGGGAGCGUUUCCGCCACGCGGCCCGGCUCAAGAGCCACCGCCUGGGCCACAGCGGCGCCCAGAGCCCCUUCCCCUGCCCCCAGUGCGGGAAGGGCUUCCCCGUGCUGUCGGGGCUGAAGCGGCACCAGCGGGUGCACACGGGCGAGAGCCCCUAUGCCUGCCCGCAGUGCGGCCGCCGCUUCAAGGAGCUGGGCAACCUCUAUACCCACCAGCGCAUCCACAGCGGUGCCACGCCUUACCGCUGCCAGCAGUGCAGUCGCAGCUUCCGCCACCUGGGCACCUACAAGAGCCACCGCUGCACCCCCGCCCAGUGACCCCCCCCUCUCCAACCCUGCCCCACGCGUGCUGUUAGACUGCC